Messenger RNA from Anopheles aquasalis, 3903 nucleotides. It is a transcript of the gene Letm1, whose product is annotated as Leucine zipper and EF-hand containing transmembrane protein 1. Gene Ontology annotation, cellular component: mitochondrial inner membrane. The record is from RefSeq and is a predicted model, not a curated record. Lineage: Eukaryota; Metazoa; Arthropoda; Insecta; Diptera; Culicidae. Gene Ontology annotation, molecular function: calcium ion binding; ribosome binding. Gene Ontology annotation, biological process: intracellular monoatomic cation homeostasis.
UCGGAUGUUUGGAGAUGGAAAUUUUCCAUCCAAGAAAAUCUGUGAAAUUAUUUCCCUCGUCAUCGCCAGCCUCCUCAUCAGUGAAUAAAUCCGUGGCCACUCGAAGCGCCUUCCGGUUAUCGACCGUACUGCGUUCCGUUGUUUAGUGUGCAAAAUUAUCCGACGUGUGGCCCUCCCGCUUUUGCAUCAGACGGCCCUGCUUCGAAAGAUUCCCGGAUCCCAGUGAAUAAUCCCUGUCGAAUCCUUUUAAAAUUCCCCGCCCCCGUCCGCGAAACAAAGUACAAAAUCAUCUCAGUGUCAACACGGACGGCCACACCACACCUCCAGAUACACGAUGAGCGCCCUCCUGCGAAACCGGAGUCAGCUGUUUGGCUACUGCCGCAGUGUCCACCCACAUGCCCACAUCCGGAUGGCCAGCUAUCGAUCAAAGCGUCCACUAGGAUUGCUGUGUCAGCAGUACGAUGGUGUGAUUCUGGCCAACACAACCCUAACCGGUGCAAACAACAGAUCGUCCGGUUGGCGAACGAGUGCGACCGGUAGCGGCACCGGCACCGUACCACUGCUCGAUGCCCUCGGGUACACCGGUAGCACAACCUGCGUUCGCUGCAUUUCCACCACGAGCUGGUUGCGUGAGCAACCUUCUUCCAAGGUCGAGGUCACGGUACAAACGUUGAAACAGACGCAGAAAGAAAAGGAGAAGGAACAACAGCAGCAACAGCAACAGAAUGGUGCACAAUCGAUCGCUGCAAAAGUGUUUGCCGAUAGCGGUGCACCGGCGCCGUCAUCGCCAUCGACGCCCGAUAACGGACGGACGGCGGGGACAGCACAAGCAGCCGCACAAGCUGCUGCCUCGCAAGCCGUCGUACCGACGGCACCGGUUGUGAAGAAAACGCUACAGCAACGGAUCUGGGCCGAGCUAGUGCACUACUAUCACGGGUUCCGGUUGCUUUUCAUCGACAUCAACAUCAGCCGGAAGCUGCUGUGGCGUGUACUUAACGGCAAAACGUUAACCCGGCGUGAGCACCGGCUGCUCAUUCGCACCACGUCCGAUCUGUUCCGGCUCGUGCCGUUCUCGGUGUUUAUCAUCGUGCCGUUCAUGGAACUGCUGUUACCUCUGGCGAUCAAACUGUUCCCGGGCAUGCUACCGUCCACCUUCCAGACGGCGACGGAGCGUGAGGAUAAGAUCAAGCAGAACCUCAAGGUGAAGCUCGAGAUGGCCAAGUUCCUGCAGAAGACGCUCGACGAUAUGGCGGUCCAGAAUCGGGAGCAUCGGUCGCAGGCGGCCAAGGAUUUUAGCGAGUUUUUCUCGCGCGUCCGCACGACCGAGAACUUUACGAUCUCGAACGAGGAGAUGCUCAAGUUCUCGAAGCUGUUCGAGGAUGAGAUCACGCUCGAUUCGUUGACGCGCCAGCAGCUGCAGGCCCUGUGCCGGGUGCUAGAAGUGUCCCCGAUCGGUACCUCGAAUCUGUUGCGUUUUCAGUUGCGGCUCAAGCUGCGCAACCUGGCAGCUGACGAUCGUACCAUCCAGAAGGAGGGCAUAGAGUCGCUAAACCUGUCCGAGCUGCAGGCAGCGUGUAGGGCACGCGGUAUGCGAGCUUACGGUGCCUCCGAGGAACGGUUAAAGUCUCAGCUACAGGAAUGGAUCAAUUUGAGCCUGAACGAGAAGGUACCACCAUCGUUGCUGCUGCUUUCGCGGGCCCUCAUGCUACCGGAGAACAUUACGACGAGCGAUAAGCUGAAGGCGACCAUUUCCUCGCUGCCCGAUUCGGUCGCAACCGUCACGAAGGCUGCCAUCGGUGAGCGGGAGGGUAAGAUCGACAAUAAGACCAAGAUCGAGGUCAUUAAAGAGGAGGAACGGAAGAUCAAAGAGGAACGCGAGGAGGAGAAGGAAAAGCAAAAAGACGAACAGGAGCUGGUGGACAGUGCUCCGGUGCUUAUGGCCGAUGGACAACCGGCUGCUGCCGGUGCUGGUGCUGACGCGAAGGUGCCACCGGUGGUGCGUCCAGUAGAAGAUGUCAUCUUCGCACCCGCCCCGGAAACGAAGAUCCUACUCGAUCAGAUACCACCACAACCGCACACCGCGGUUGAGGAGCUGUCGAGCAAGGAUUUGGAGGUGCUUGAAGAUGCGCUGGAUUCGCUGGGCAAGCACAAGAAGACGCUGCUCGUCGAGAAGGAGGAAAUCCGCGAUCUGAAGGAAGAGAUCGCCGACUACAAGGAAGAUGUACUAGAGCUUCAAGAAGUUGUUACUGCCGCCAAAAAUCCGGACGAGGUGCAGGUAAAGGAAUCCCGGGCUGCCAAGUUGCUGUUCAAGAAGGUUAACUCGAUGAUCAACAAGAUGGACACGGUGCUGACGGAUCUCGAGCGGAAAGAGAAGCAGCUCAAGGAGCAGGUGCAUGCGGCGGAAACGAGCGAAACCGCCGAGGUACCCCCGGCUGCCGGUGAAGAGCUGGUGCGGAUAGAUGAGCUUAUGUCCGCCAUCAAGAAGAUCAAGAACGUAACGGACGAUUCUCGGUUGGAUCAAAUUUCCAAAAUCCUCGGAAAGAUCGAUGACGAUCAGGAUGGACAGAUCAAGGUGGAGGAUGUGCUGAAGGUUAUCGAGACGAUCGGUAAGGAGAACGUUAAGCUGAACUCGAAACAGGUGGACGAGCUGAUCGAUCUGCUCGAGAAGGAAGAGGUGCUCGAGGCGGAGGACAAAAUCGAAAAGGCGCUCACCAAGAGCCUGGAAGCCAAAGAGAAGCAGAAGGAGCAGAAAGAGAAAGAAAAAGAGAAGCUGCUCGAGCUGACCGAUAAGGCGACAGAUCUGAGUGCGCUGGCAGGGCCUCCUCCCACCACCACCAACCACCAGCCACUAACGACGACGUCGGCGACGGCGGAAGACGGUACGGCCAUCAUCGAUGCGGACGCACUGCAGAAAGUGGUGGAGGAACGUAAGAAAAACGCCAGUAUUAGUGAGCCGGCAGGCGCGGCUGCGGCCGAGAGUGGAGCUACACCAGUGACGCCGCCACCACCGACGACACGCACCGAAUCCGGCACCGGAGUACCAAAGGACAAAAUGCUUUAACGCGCGCCAUUCUGGAUCAACGUGGAUCCCCACCACUCUCUCUCUCUCUCUUUCUCUCUGUCUCUACCUCGCGAUCUGCUUCACGAGUGCGCGCUCCUUCAACAGUGUCACCUUGUCUGUCCGGCGUUCUGCGGCUUCUUACUGCGGCGAUGGCGGUGUGUUCCGGUGUUUCCAAAUGUUCGAAAUGGCUGUGCCUGGGUCCGAUUUCGAUUGGUGAGAGAAGCGCGACCCUCCCCCUUGUCUAGGUGCGAAAGUGUAGACGCCGUAUGAUGCCGAAUGCAAAAUUGUUACAAACCCAUACCAGGGGCCUGGUUUCCAAAUUCGAAUCAGUAGCGAAGCGAAGUGACGAAACAGGGAGCGAAUGGAAACGAUCCCAGGGGGAAAGGAGAACAAAGCUUAAUCUAGAUUAUUUUAAGUAUUCACCAGAAAUCACCUUCCCUUUUUCUACCUUUUUGCGUUUUUUUAAUGUAGAGCAUCAUGUUACCGGAUAGUGAAUCCAUUCCGUAAGACCCUUAUUUGUUGAUCCAACAAACACAUUCUCCCACCCGCCGUAUCGAACCAAAUUAGCGAAUUCUACCUUAGCGCAAAGCAGGCUUUCUCUUCACGAUUUUGGUGCAGAAGAACACUGUUCCGUUUCUCCAGAGCGAGCGAGAACCGAGAUCAUCGCUAGCGGGGGCGAUAGAAUUGAAGCAAUUUACGUUGUUGCUACCGGUGCUGUGUAAACAAAUGGAGAAGCUUAAAAAGCAAAGUUUAACAAAAAAAAUGCAGAAUGCAUAACGAACGAACGCAUAAUGUAAGUUUAGUGUACAAUAAAGAUGAUAAUUUAUUAUAAACGUUCUAAC